Messenger RNA from Sorghum bicolor (sorghum), 6642 nucleotides. RefSeq lists its product as uncharacterized. NCBI's taxonomy places the organism in Eukaryota, Viridiplantae, Streptophyta, Magnoliopsida, Poales, Poaceae. Gene Ontology annotation, molecular function: DNA helicase activity. Gene Ontology annotation, biological process: DNA repair; telomere maintenance. The transcript has 8 exons. The record is from RefSeq and is a predicted model, not a curated record. The coding region runs from base 1545 to 6641 and encodes 1698 amino acids.
AUGAUUAUCGCUAGCUAAAACCAAAGAAAACUUGUGAAGGCAUAUGAUUAUGUAACAACUAUAUGAUCCUCGCACUAACUUUUCCAAAUUAUGAAUGCUCAAGAUCACCCGGAAGAUCCAUUCAUAUCAUCAUUAGUUAGACAAAUAAAUAGGGACAACAGUGAGUUAUUAGAUAAAUAAAAUAGGGACAACAGUCAAAAUCACACGGACCAAAAACCAACCUUAGCCCAAUCAUUAGAGAGGCUUCCAAUACCAGAACCAGACGAUUAUCUGCUAUCUUGUCUAAAGACCCAGGGUCAAUCGCGGCUAUGCAGUGGCGUAAAGUACAAGCACAAUAUACUUAUGGGAGGCCGGAGGCAUCUACUGCAGCUACAUAUCUCUACAACUAAAAAGAGCCGGAUGUUAUCGUCUGAUAGGCUUCAUCCCUUCACCCGUACGAUUGACCGCAUGCACGAUGUUAACUUCCAAAAAAUGCCACCCUUCCAGGCCUCCACCGCAUAUCCCUUCACAUAAUGCCACCAGCCGGUUAAUCGACCCCCCGCCCCCCUCUCGACGCCGGAUCCCCUCCACUCCGCGAGGCCCCUCCCACCGCCCCCACGGCCGCCGCCCCUCGCUCCCACGGCCGACGCCGACGCCGCCGCUCCCCUCCACUCCGCGAGUCUCCUCCCCUCCGUCCCCAUUGACACCGCCGCCGUCGCAGCGAGACCGCGGGUCUCCCUGCCGCCCGCCCCAUCGGCAGAUCUCCGGGACGCCGCACGCCUCUCCAGUUCUCCACGACCGCGGCAAGUCCAGGGUCGACGGCCGUCGAGGAGCGGCCGCGGUACCCCCAGCAGCGCAGCACCUAUCGGUCAGUUCGACUGAGAACGGCGCCGGAGACGACCUGCCGCGCGGCACCUCCAGCGCCGACGAGUGGCCGCGGCACGCCCAGCUGCAGCUUCUUCUUCAACUCCUACACGCUCGCUGCUAACAGUGGGACAAUCUCGCCGCCGGACGACCUCGCUAAGCCUCUGCCAGAGCAGGAGCGCGGAGGACAGGGCAACGGUCCUGCACUGCCAUCAUCGACUGCUUGCCACUUCCAGUUUUUUAGGGUUCCAUUAAAUGGAGAAUAGCGGUUCACGUACACCACUCGGAGACAAUACCAACACUACCAAUGGAGGAAGAUCUAGAGUUCGCAAAAGGGAGACAGAUAGCGCUCGAUGGCACGGAAUGUCUCAAGAGAAAAGGGACGAUACAAAUAGAAAACGUCGAGAAGCGUAUAAAAGAAGAAAGGAGAGAAAGGAGCAACACCUAUGUAUCGAAAAUACCAAUGGUAGUAUAGUAGAAAUGUUGUGAAUGACAAUAUAAUACGCAUAUUAUUAUUGGUGAUUCUUAUAUUUGAUGUGUCACAAUUGGUAGAUGGUGUGGAUGCAUCAAACAAGGAAAAUAUUGAUCCUACUGAAACAGAUGAUUGGUUGCAUAGGGAUGAUUCAUUCCAUGCAAAAAACAUUGAUGAUGAACUUAUAUCCAAUCAGUUACCAGGUGGUGAGGUAAUUACUGCUCGCAACAUGGUUAUGAAUUAUCAAAGGCAAUCACAAUGCACCCAGGAGCAAAUCAUGGCUCAUCGUGCGUCGUCUAUGAAGAGCCAUGCAAACAUGACACAUGCACAAUGGGAACAAAGGAAAAAGCGACAAAAGCUUUACAAUCAAGCUCCAUCUCGUAAAGAGGCAAUGAAAGUUACUACAAACCGCUUUAGGGAGAUACGGAGACACACCUUAAAUAGUGAGUCCAUCGCAAUGGAGAACCCACACUUUAAUCCAACGAUGGAGUGGCCCAUUGCAAACUCAUCCGGGCCUCAGGGUCCCACAAUAAGCCCCAGUGAUUGGACUAUCCCAGAAUCUAGUGCAACACCUAUUUGCUUCCCCCCACAAGCGAAAGAGGAGACAUAUGAUGAUGAAGAUGAAUGCGGUGAUAUACCAUCUGGUCACACGACACAUAGACAAAAUGUACCAUCUGGGCAAAGACAUGUAUUGUUAGCGCAUCGUAACACUAUGUUCGAGCGCCGCAUCGGUCAAAGCACAGGAGUAUCUAAUAAUGAUGGUGAAGACCACAAGGAUGAAAAUACGCCCUUACCUCAGUCAACUAUGACGAACAACGAAAGCGCUAGACCAAGCAAUCAACUUGCUUCAGCUACACCUGAACAACCAUUAUUUGAUGAUACAGAUGAUGAUGAGGGCGAUAUAUUUGAAGAUGAUGAGGAAGAGGAUGAGGGAUACUUGUUUGCUGGUCAAGAGGAAUCAGAUGACGAUGUCCAAAGUGAUACUACCGAGGAAGACACGACUUCUAACCUUGAAGGACCUGACCCGUAUGAAGUGGUGUAUAGUAACAUGCCUAGGGAGACACACAUGCUAAAACCUGUCCCAGAUUGCAAACAUUGUGGAGCAAAGAGGUUUCCAAAAGAACCUCCUGGGUUUUGUUGUCGCAGCGGGAAGGUUGAGCUGAAUGCGCCCGUCAUACCAAACCAGCUUAUGAGGCUUUGGACAAGCUCUGACGCGGAUGCUAGGCACUUUCGUAACAAUAUCAGAUUUUUCAAUGGCCACUUCUCUUUCACUUCCCUGUAUUGUCGCCUCGACAGUGCUACUGCUAACAUUAGAAACAGCGGCAUAUAUACUUUUCGUGCACAUGGCAUGAUCUAUCACAACAUAAGGUCAUUUGGGAGAGAAGAUGGUAAGGAGCCCAGGCAUCUUGAGCUUUACUUCUAUGAUGACGAUCUGAGCCUUGAGUACCGGUACCGAAGGUGUCGUGAAGAGCAGUAUCAAAAAGAUAAAGAAGUUAUAAAUAGACUGGUGGCCAUCCUUCGUGAAAACCCGUACUCACAACAUUUGAGGAGUCUGGGGAACACUGAACACCUCGAGGACUAUCGUGUGACACUUAACCUCGAUCAGCGAUUGGACCAAAGGACAUACAACGUGCCGAUGGCUUCAGAGGUGGCUGCUAUUUGGAUCGAGGGUAGUGAACUCCUUGGUCAAUUUCAGAAUAGUGUUGUCCUACAUGGGAAAGAUAGGAGUAGGCAUGGCAUCCGAUCAUACCAUGGAUGCUAUGAUGCUCUUUCAUACCCACUCUUUUUCCCUAGAGGUGAGCUUGGAUGGCAUAUGGAUAUCCCAAAGAAAGGUGUUACUAUGGAGGAUGUCAACACGGCUCGUGCCCUGCGUAAGGCUCGUAGUGGUAUUGAAGAAGAAGAAAUAGGUUUGUAUAUCUUCUUGUACUUUUCAUGCAUAUCAAACCAUUAUCACAUGAACACCUCUAAUAGCAUAGUUUUUUCAGACUCUCCGGGAAAUUUAUGUGUUUCUGUGCGUGACUACUACUGCUACAAGUUCCAGAUACGACCAGCAAUAUUUAAUCCCAUACUUUAUGGCAAGCGUCUUUUUCAACAAUUUGCAGUGGACACAUACAUCAAAAUCGAGAGUUCUCGAUUGGAUUACAUACGCAAUCAUCAAACUGAGAUUAGGGCUGAUCUCUACCAAGGAUUGGUUGAUAGCCUACAUGCUGGUGAGGGUAGAUCAGAAGCUGUUGGAAAGCGGACAGUGAUGCCUUCAUCGUUUAUCGGAGGCCCGAGGGACAUGAGACGUAGAUACAUGGAUGCCAUGGCACUGGUGCGAAGGUUUGGAAAACCAGAUAUAUUCCUGACUAUGACAUGUAAUCCAAAGUGGGAUGAGAUCACACGUGAGUUGUACCCUGGACAAACACCACAGGAUCGUCCAGACCUUAUUGAUCGGGUCUUUAGGGCAAAACUAGAAGAGCUUAAGCACAUGUUGUUAAAAAAGGAUAUCCUUGGAAAGGUUCGUGCACACGUGUAUGUUGUGGAGUUCCAGAAGAGGGGUCUACCGCAUGCACAUUUUUUGCUAAUCAUGGACAGACGCUACAAGAUCACGUGCCCAGAGCAGUACGACCUUCUCAUCUCUGCCGAACUCCCAAACAAGAAGAAGUAUCCAGACUUGUAUAAAAUGGUUACAAAGCAUAUGAUGCAUGGACCUUGUGGAGUACUUAAUCGCAAUUGUCCGUGCACAAAGGGCCGUGAAUCAUGCAAGAACCGUUACCCACGACCUUUCUGUGAUGCCACAUUACAGGGCAAGGAUUCAUACCCAGUUUAUAGACGACGAGACAAUGGUAGAAAAGAAAAAGUUCGCGGACACGAGCUUGACAAUAGAUGGGUCGUGCCUUAUAACCCAUACCUCCUACGUUUGUUCAACUGCCACAUCAAUGUUGAGGCAUGUGGGAGCAUCAAGGCCGUGAAGUAUUUGUUUAAGUACAUUUACAAGGGUCAUGACCGCACAUCUGUGGCUAUGAGAGAGGCUGACAAGGAGGACAAUGAAGGAAACAUCGAUGAGAUCAAACAGUACAUGGAUGCUAGAUGGGUAACUCCAUCAGAAGCCUUAUGGAGGAUAUAUGGUUUUGAUAUAAGUGAUAGGUCCCCUUCGGUGUUGUCCUUGCAGCUCCAUCUUCCUAAUAUGCACAUGGUGUCAUUUUACCAGCGCGAGGGUGUUCGACGUGUGCUUAAUCGUCCAGGUGUUGAAAGGUCGAUGCUCACAGCCUACUUUGAGAAGAACAACACAUCUGAACAUGCUCUUGGUAUAUUGUAUCGAGACUUUCCUGAGUACUAUAAGUGGGACUCACAAGGAAAACAAUGGAUUAGGAGGGCACAAAAGAAUCAUUUAAGACAGAUUGGAAGAGUUGUAUGUGCCAAUCCGGCUGAAGGGGAGCGUUACUAUCUUAGGGUGCUUCUAAACCACGUGGCUGGUGCUACCUCGUUCACUGAUCUAAGGACAGUGUCUGGCGAACUACUACCAACUUACCGUGAAGCUGCAGAAAGAAGGGGCCUCAUUGAAGCGGACAACACGCUGCACGAGGGCCUUGUUGAAGCUACUCUGUGGAUGAUGCCAUAUGCACUACGAAGGCUCUUUGCAACAAUUUUGGUUUUCUGUGAGCCGAGUGAUGUAAUAGAACUCUGGGAAAAGCAUAAGGAGGCAAUGUCAGAGGACUACAGGCGCAAUAACCAAUCCAGCUUUACAGUGGAGCAGAUGGUCCUCAUAGAUAUUCGAAAGUUGUUAGAAUCAAUGCAGAAGGACAUAAAGAUGUACCCACUUCCUGAUAUCGAUGACACAUAUGAUCCAUCCGGUGAUAUUCCUAGGGAGAUUUUUGAGGAGGCUAGCGUUGAGGCAAGCAUUGAUGACAUGGCACUAUCAAAGACUCUUAACGAGGAGCAGCAGGCAGCCUAUAACGAGAUUAUGUCUUCUGUUGAUAGCGAUAAUGGGGGUUUGUUCUUUGUGGAUGGACCUGGUGGCACAGGAAAGACUUAUCUAUAUAGGGCCCUACUUGCUACUAUACGUAGUCAGAACAAGAUUGUCGUGGCAACAGCAACAUCUGGUGUUGCUGCGUCAAUAAUGCCGGGUGGUAGAACCGCCCACUCGCGCUUCAAGAUUCCCCUCACCCUCGAUGAUGGGGCCUUUUGCACCUUCACAAAACAGAGCGGUACUGCUAAGCUGCUUCGGACCGCAUCCCUUAUUAUUUGGGAUGAGGUGACGAUGAUGAAGAGGCAAGGUGUCGAGGCGCUAGACAACAGCCUCCGUGAUAUCAUGGAUCGUCCUAACCUGCCAUUUGGGGGCAAGACUGUGGUGUUUGGUGGAGAUUUUAGGCAAGUUCUCCCAGUUGUUCGAAGAGGGUCUAGGGCUCAAAUAGUUGGUGCCUCACUACGGAUGUCGUACCUUUGGAAUUCCAUGCGACAUCUCAAAUUGGUGCAAAACAUGAGGGCAAAGAGCGAUCCAUGGUUUGCAGAAUACUUGCUACGCAUCGGGGGAGGCUCAGAGGAGGCUAAUUGUGAUGAUGAAAUCCACCUUCCUGAUGAUAUAUGCAUUCCACAGACUGGGAAAGACAAUGAUCUUGAUACAUUAAUUGACUACAUAUUCCCUGCCCUCAAUGCUACUAUGUCAAACAAGAGCUACAUCACCUCACGAGCAAUAUUAUCUGCACGGAAUGACUGGGUUGAUAUGAUUAACAUGAAGAUGAUAAGUCGUUUCCAAGGAGAUGAGAUGGUGUACCAUAGCUUUGAUAGUGCAGUGGAUGAUCCUCAUAACUAUUACCCAUCUGAGUUCCUCAACACUUUGACCCCCAACGGUCUCCCUCCACAUGUGUUAAAGCUCAAGAUUGGGUGUCCGGUCAUAUUGCUAAGGAACAUCGAUCCUGCGGGUGGACUUUGCAAUGGAACCCGGUUGGUGGUUCGAGGGUUCCAAAGAAAUAUUAUCGAUGCAGAAAUUAUGGUUGGAGACCAUGCCGGAAAGCGAAUCUUCCUACCACGGAUUCCAUUAUGUCCCUCAGAUGAUGAGAUGUUCCCGUUCCAGUUUAAGAGGAAGCAGUUUCCUAUUAGACUCAGUUUUGCCAUGACGAUUAACAAAGCACAGGGGCAGACUCUCCCCAAUGUUGGUGUGUAUUUGCCUGAACCAGUGUUCUCUCAUGGUCAGCUGUAUGUUGCACUAUCUAGAGCCACUGCCAGAUCGAAUAUUAGGAUCCUUGUUGUCCCGCCCAGUGAUAGGAAUGAUAAGAAAAACAAGACAAAAAUAAAUGGUAUAUACACGAAAAAUAUUGUCUACAAGGAGGUCCUCACUCUAUAAA